AUGGAGAUCUACAAAAUCACCAAGCCAGACGAAUGGACCUAUUUUGCCAAGGGAUCAGCUAACAUUUUGUUCAAGUACACGGGCGAUAACGACUAUUUAAGACAUAAGUUGUUGCGACUAAGAUUGGUCAAGAGUGACGAGGAAUAUAUAUCAACGUGCGAAUUGUACGAUUUCAUCGAGUUGAAGUGCAAGCACUUGUUCUACUCGCCGCAGCAGGUUAUCAUUGACAUCCAAUUGGUGGUGCUAACGAGGGAGUUUGUUGCGAAUCUAAAUAGCCAUGGGCAUAAACUACAGUUGCGAGAGCGAUAUGGCCUUUUACUACCCAAUAUCCUCGAUGGGCAGUAUGCCCGGUUCAACUUGCUGAAAAACUGCCAACUAUAUAUCAACAGUGGCCACCACCCUCAAAACCACCAAGAGACAGCAGCGAAUGGCACAACGAGUAUCAACACCCCGCAGAGAAACGGCAACUCGCAUGUGCCCUUGGCUGACUCGCCCACCGCAAACUUGCCCCCCGACGUCAAGAUCGACUCUGUGAUUUUCGAAAUCAAGCCGAAAUGGCUCUACGACAACACUUGCCAAAACUACUGCCGCACGUGCUCCUACAACCAGCUCCGCCAAUACAAGCGACAUUUUUGCCCGCUCGACUUGCUAUUCCCCGAAACCAUCGACCAAGGGCUAGACGACAUCUUCUCCGCUAUACCACCAGCAACACUAAACUUGAUUGAAUCCCGAAACAAAUUCCCCUUGAAACAGCUUUUCCGCGCGUAUUUGCAGAACCCCAACAAUGUCUUUUUGAAACUCAAACAGUUUCAAAAAAUCAACAAUCGCAACGACUUGAUUGAGAACUUGACGAGCUCGAAAGAUGUGAGCCAGAACUUGUCCUUGGUGAUGACGUUGCGGGACGUGGGGUUGUUUAUCAAGUUUGAGAAGUAUGAUCGAUGGAACGACGUGCAUAACUCGCAUAAUAACGUUAACAACUUGAUUUCGCUAAACGCCGAGUCGAAGGCGGAUGAAGAGGAGGCGAACGAUGACGAUGAGAGCAACAAGUACCUCAUCACGUGCAACAUUUACGACUUGGACUUGAAGAGCAAGAUGAAGUACAAACACUGGCUCAAGGUGGAGCACGACUUGCAGGAGAUUUACUAUUCGGAUAACGGGCAGUGGCGGCAUUGCACGAGGGUCAAGCACUCGAACUAG
Molecule: messenger RNA, 1197 nt
Organism: Lodderomyces beijingensis
Lineage: Eukaryota; Fungi; Ascomycota; Pichiomycetes; Serinales; Debaryomycetaceae
Source: the annotation of a GenBank genome assembly